Molecule: messenger RNA, 3054 nt
Organism: Symbiodinium sp. CCMP2592
Lineage: Eukaryota; Dinophyceae; Suessiales; Symbiodiniaceae
Source: the annotation of a GenBank genome assembly
AUGCGGCCUGUGGGCUUGGCCACCCUGCGGCGCUGCCCCCUCGCGGCCCGCUCCCGUAUCGGCGAAUCCCGCCUCCUGGCGCCAGCUCUGCCCGAAUCGAAGGAGGCGAAAUUGCGGCGGCCCCGUGGGCGCUGGCUCUGCAGUGCAGCUCUCGGAGCUUCUGCAGUGCGGGGCCUUCGCCGUCGGCAUCGGAGGCAGACUGCAUACGUAAGUGUCGCUCGCCGGGCCUCUUCCCUGGAUGUCUGGACAGGCGACAAGGUCCGGGAUGCAUACAUCAAGUUUUUCACGGAGAAGAAGGAGCACAACUUCAUCGCUUCGAGCCCGGUUGUGCCUUUGAACGACCCGACAUUGCUUUUCGCAAAUGCUGGGAUGAACCAGUUCAAACCCAUCUUCUUGGGGCAGCUGGAGCCCAACAGCCCGCUGCAAGGCGUGUCGAGAGCCGUCAAUAGCCAGAAGUGCAUCCGUGCUGGUGGAAAGCACAACGACUUGGACGACGUCGGCAAAGACGUCUAUCACCACACAUUCUUUGAAAUGUUGGGGAACUGGAGCUUCGGCGAUUACUUCAAAGAGGAAGCGAUCGACUGGGCCUGGGAGCUCCUCACAGAGGUCUAUGGCCUGGACCCGAACCGUCUGUAUGCCAGCUACUUCUGUGGGGAUGAGGAGCUGGGCCUCCCUGCAGACGUCGAGGCCAAGGAGAUGUGGGAGAAGCGCCUCCCACCAGAAAGAGUGCUGCCCUUCGAUAGGAAGGACAACUUCUGGGAGAUGGGUGCGACAGGUCCCUGUGGGCCGUGCUCCGAGCUUCACUACGAUCGUGUGGGCGGCCGUGAUGCUGCAGCUUUAGUCAAUGCUGACGACCCAGACGUGAUUGAGAUCUGGAAUUUGGUGUUCAUGCAGUUCUAUCGCGAAGAUGAUGGCACGCUGACAGAGCUCCCCAGCCGACACAUAGACACUGGCAUGGGCUUGGAGCGCGUCACUUCAGUGCUGCAGGACAAGCGCAGCAACUAUGACACAGAUAUUUUUGGGCCACUUCUGGACGCACUCCACGACCUGGUUGGAGGUGAUCCGUACCAGGGACGUGUGGGUGAAGAGGAUGAAGGAAUGAGGGACACAGCCUACAGAAUCAUCGUGGACCAUGCCAGAACCCUUACCUUGGCUGUUGCAGAUGGUGCCAUGCCAUCCAGCGAAGGCCGUGGGUAUGUGCUGCGCCGCAUUCUCCGGCGGGCUGUGCGAUAUGGCCGGUCGAAGCUGCAAGCUCCGCCUGGGUUUUUCAGCAAGCUGGUUCCCAAAGUGGCAGCCUGCCUCGGAGUCGCCUUCCCCGAACUGAACGACGGGGCAAAGCGCGUGGAGUCGGUGCUUCGCGAAGAAGAGGCUGCCUUCGACCGAACGGUGGAUCGUGGAAUGCAAUUCUUCGAGGCUCUUCGAGAUGAAUUGGCUGCCGAAGGGAAGUCGACUGUUCCUGGCGACCAGGCUUUUCUUCUGUACGACACCCACGGCUUCCCUUUGGACUUGACAGAGCAGAUGGCGCAAGAGGCGAACUUCACCGUGGACAUUGCCGGCUUCGAGGCUGCAAUGGAGAAGCAGAAGGAGCGCUCGAGAGAAGCUCUGCGUGAACAACAGGCACAGAAGCAGGGCCUGCGACCUUUGGAGCUGGUCGCCGAACAAACGGCCUGGCUUAGCGACCGCAAGAUUCCGAUCACUGAUGAUGACUUCAAGUACACUUGGAACAUCCAGCCUACUGCCAAAAUCUUGGCCAUGUACACAGAGGACGGAUUCGUAGACAGCACUGCAGAUAUCAAGGACGAUGGGGCAUCCAUCGGACUCGUAUUGGACAAGACGCCCUUCUAUGCCGAGGCCGGCGGACAGGUCAACGAUCUUGGCACGCUGACAAGAGAAGAUGGCGCCGAGCUGAAUGUGAAGGUCGUUCAGGCUUUCGCGGGCUAUGUAUUGCACACUGGUCCAGUCCCCACUGCAGCGCUGUCGGUCGGGGACGAAGUUGUAUGCCAGGUGGACUAUGCUCAUCGCAGCCGCAUCGCACCAAAUCACACUAUGACGCAUGUGCUGAACUGGGCGCUGCGCGAGGUGCUUGGUGACGGCAUUGACCAGAGGGGCUCGCUUGUGACGGCAGAAAGGUUGCGUUUCGACUUCAGCUACGAAGCUAGCAGCGGAGUGUCCGUGAAAGACUUGCAGCUCGUUGAGACCAAGGUCCGUGAGGUCGUGGAUGCAUCGCUGCCUGUCGACACGAAGACCGUGGCCUUGGCAGAUGCCCAGGCCAUUGUUGGCCUGCGAGCCAUGGCCGGGGAGUCCUAUCCAGAUCCCGUGCGCGUCGUGACCGUAGGCUCUGCAGGAAUUGAUGCGAUCCUGGACAAGCCCGGCGACGAUAAGUGGCUGUCUCAAUCGGUCGAGUUCUGUGGUGGAACGCACAUCUCCUCGACAUCGGAGGCCAAGUCCUUCGCCCUCUUGGAAGAAAGAGGCAUCUCGAAGGGCGUUCGGCGCAUCAUCGCUGCCACGGGUGAGGCGGCCGAGAUCGCGAUCAAGGAAGCGGAGCGCCUCGACUCAGAGGUGGCGAAGCUGGAGACUUCGAAAGCUUCCGAGGAGGACGUGUUGAUCCAACUUAGCCGACGUGUGGAUGACUCCGAGCUUCCGGCAGCUCCGAAGGCCGCAUUGCGGGAUCGUUUGGGGGAGCUCCGGAAGCAGCUGAAGAAGCAGCAGAAGAAAAAGAAGAAGGGCAAAGUCAGCAAGGAGGAGCAGGCGGCUUUCUUGGCCCAGCUGCGACAGGUGAUCGACACGGCACGAGAUGCGGGCGCCGACUUCUGUGUUGCAACCUUCGACGGCUCAGGUGUUGACGGCAAGAUGCUGCGUGACCUUGCAGCUGAGCCAGCCAUGCAGUCCAUUGCUGUCCUGGUGCUGAACCAACCGAGUGAUGGCGCAGUCGACUGCCUAGCAGCUGUCCCCUCGCCGCUCCAGGCUUCGAAGCCAGCUGGUGCCUGGGUCCAGGCGGCGCUUGCAGCUAUUGGCGGCAAGGGUGGCGGAAAAUCGCUUCCUGUCCAUUCAUGA